AUGAAUGGUUUCGAAGACCAGGAUAAAGUUAUCACUACCUGGCACAUUGCAUUCAAGCGAUGCACAGACUUCGAUUUAUGGGGACAGCCGGUUGAAGCUAUCGAUGGAUAUCACAGACUUUCCAAGCAGCUGCAAGAGUUCUGUGGAACAGACAGCCAGUUAUUUACUGAUGAACAGAAGAAAGUUCUCGGGAAGAUUUCAGUUUGUUUGAAUUUACGAUGCAAGGUCUUACAGAAUCCUGGAUCUCCUGAGGGAAUUCUCUUAGAAGAUCUGAAACGCAUCGGCUCAACUUUGAAGACGGUAUUGAGUAAAAAAUGUCAAGACUUCCCAGUGGAUAUAACAGUGGCCCAGAUACGCACACAGUCCCUCAGCAAUACACAGUUUCCAGUAUCUUCAGAUCUAGAUGAGGAAAAGCAAGAAGGCAGAGCCAAUGGAAAUUUACUGCCCAAACCUCUGCCUGUAGAGGGUAUGCCCAUGCUGACCAUUCGGAUAGAGAAAAUUUGUCUGAAGGAUGCACGCCAGUUUAUAGACCCUUACAUCACUGUAUCAGUAAAAGACUCACAAGGAGGAAACCUGAUGUCCCCACAGGAAACCCCAGUAGCCACCCGCAAAGAAAGUCAGCAGAUUAUUUUCAAUAUGGAUGUGUACAUACAGAAAAUGAUUGACAGUCUUCCUGCAGGCUUUGCCAUAUUCUUUGAGUUCAAGCACUAUAAGCCAAAGAAGGCUGCGACCAGUGUUAAAUGUUGGGCGUGUAUGGAGAAGGAUGAGAUCAAGGAGGGAAAUGUGGCUCUGGAACUAUACAAGAAGCCAACUGAUUACAAGAGAAAAAAUAUCCGCCUGCUGACCGUAAAACCUUUGUUUCUACACAUCAAGCUGUUAUUUAAUAUGUAAAAAAUUUGAUGUACCAUAGAUCAUGCCACACAACUCAUACUGGAUUGACAAGUGGACAAUUAUUGUUAAA
Messenger RNA from Ylistrum balloti, 961 nucleotides. RefSeq names its product axin interactor, dorsalization-associated protein-like. Bases 1 to 891 code for a protein of 296 amino acids. Gene Ontology annotation, molecular function: phosphatidylinositol binding. The transcript is spliced from 10 exons. The record is from RefSeq and is a predicted model, not a curated record. Gene Ontology annotation, cellular component: membrane. NCBI's taxonomy places the organism in Eukaryota, Metazoa, Mollusca, Bivalvia, Pectinida, Pectinidae.